GACAAGUGACAAGGGCUGCUCUUCGCAUUUCUAACAGAGUAAAGCAGUCAGAUUUAUUAAUAUCUUACCGACUCCUCACUUUUAACCGAACAGUUGUCCAAUGACUCUGGGGGGAUAAUUUCUUAUCGCGCUAUGGAGGGUUUUCCUUCAGAAAGCGAAAGGAUGGAGGCUUGGCUUGACGACAAUCGGGACUUCGCUCACUCAUACUUUGUUCGAAAAGCCACCCGGGAAAUGGUCAACGCCUGGUUUGCUGAGCGGGUUCACUCUAUCCAGCCCUCCAGAGAGGGAUUCAAAGCUCUUUCUGAACCCCUCAGUGCUCUACCUUCUCUGGGCCCCAGUGAGACCCCGUCACCCAGCCCGGCUCCAUCCACCCCCACCCGCAAGAUCUCUGCAUCUGAGUUUGACCGUCCUCUGCGGCCCAUUGUGGUGAAGGACGCUGAGGGUUCACUCACCUUUCUCAGUGACACGGAGCAAGCGCAGAUGCCUCCCCCAGCUGCCCUGAAGACUGGCUCGGGAGGAGGGCCGGAUGACAACAGGGGACAGGGGGACCAGCAUGGGGGCGACCGCUGCGCCCGCCUGCUGGAGCUUGUCAAGGAUGUCUCGAGCCACCUGGACCUGACAGCACUCUGCCACAGGAUCUUUUUGCACACCCAUGAGCUGAUCGACGCAGACCGCUACUCGCUGUUCCUAGUCUGCGAGGACAGCUCCAACAAGAAGUUCCUGGUUAGCCGGCUUUUUGACGUUGCAGAGGGAUCCACUUUGGAGGAGGCAUCCAACAGCGGCAUCCGUCUGGAGUGGAGCAAAGGUAUAGUUGGUCAUGUGGCGGCAACAGGCCAGCCUCUCAACAUCAAGAAUGCGUAUGAGGAUCCUCGAUUCAAUGCAGAAGUGGACCAGAUCACAGGAUAUAAAACACAGAGCAUCCUAUGUAUGCCAAUAAAAAACCAUAGAGAUGAGGUUGUUGGUGUGGCACAAGCAAUCAACAAGAGGUGUGGGGAGAACAGUACCUUCACAGAACAAGAUGAGAAGGAUUUUUCCUCUUACUUGGCUUUCUCGGGUAUUGUCCUACACAAUGCACAGCUCUACGAGACGUCACAGCUCGAAAACAGGCGGAAUCAGGUCUUAUUGGACUUGGCCAGUCUUAUCUUUGAAGAACAGCAGUCGUUGGAUGUGCUACUAAGGAAGAUUGCCGCCACCAUCUUGUCUUUCAUGCAGGCUCAGGAAUGCACUGUGUUUAUCGUUGAUGGCGAAACGUCGGAUGCUUUCUCAAGUGUGUUCCAUAUGGAGUAUGAGGAGCUAACUGGGUCUGGCAAGUAUCCAGACAGGGAUGGGGAUGUGCAUAAGAUUAACUACAUGUAUGCUCAGUAUGCGAAGAACACUAUGGAGCCACUGAACAUUCCUGACAUCAAAAAGGACCAGCUAUUUCCUUUGACUUGUGAGAACCCAAACUGCCAUGUCAAGAGUUUGUUGUGCACACCAAUCAGGAAUGGGAAGAAAGAUAAAGUUAUAGGUGUUUGCCAAUUGAUCAACAAAAUGGAUGAAAGCACGGGUGAGGUGAAGGCCUUUAAUCGCAAUGAUGAACAAUUUCUAGAAGCCUUUGCCAUCUUUUGUGGACUGGGCAUCCAGAACACACAGAUGUAUGAGACUGUGGAGAGGGCCAUGGCUAAGCAAGAAGUUACACUCGAGGUUCUCUCUUACCAUGCCUCCGCCAGAGAGGAGGACACACGGGCGCUCCAGGUAACUGCGGCUGACACUGUUCCCUCUGCCCAAUCUCUGAGACUAAUGGACUUCAGCUUCAGUGACUUUGACCUGUCAGAUGUAGAAACCACACAGGCCACUAUCCGCAUGUUUGUGGACCUCAAGCUUGUCCAGAACUUUCAAAUGAAGUACAAGAGCCUGUGUCAGUGGGUCUUGAGCGUAAAGAAGAACUACAGGAAGAACGUGGCCUACCACAACUGGCGGCAUGCCUUCAACACAUCCCAGUGCAUGUUUGCCAUCCUCAAAGCCGGGAGGCUGCAGAAUAAUCUAAGUGAGCUGGAGGUUUUGGCCCUGAUGAUUGCAACUUUGUGUCACGAUUUGGACCAUAGAGGUGUCAACAACUCAUAUAUCAAGAGGAGUGAACACCCACUGGCCCAGCUGUAUGGCCACUCUAUUAUGGAGCACCACCACUUUGAUCAGUGCCUCAUGAUUCUCAAUAGUCCAGGCAAUCAAAUUCUAGGCGGUCUGUCCCUAGAUGAAUACAGAACUACACUGAAGAUGAUUGAGAAGGCUAUUUUGGCAACGGAUCUGGCUCUGUACAUGAAGAAAAGAACAGAGUUCUUUGAACUUACAAAAAACAGUCAGUUUGUUUGGGAGGAAGACCAACACAAAGACCUGCUGAGGUCCAUGCUAAUGACUGCAUGUGAUAUCUCCGCUAUUACAAAGCCCUGGCCUGUACAAAAGAGGAUCGCUGAGCUUGUGGCUACAGAGUUCUUUGAACAGGGGGACAAAGAAAGACAAGAACUGAAUAUUGAACCUAUUGACCUGAUGAACAGAGAGAAGCGUGAUAAGAUUCCUAGCAUGCAGGUGUCUUUCAUUGAUGCCAUUUGCAUACAGUUAUAUGAGACACUGGCGAGUAUGUCAGAUUCCUGCUCCCCCCUGCUUGAGGGCUGUAGGAAGAACAGGCAGAGUUGGAAGCUGCUAGCAGAGCAGGCUGAGGAGGCAGGAUUACUAAAUGGAGGACUUUAAAUUUGGAGUCACCACCAUGCUAGUCAACCCACUUUCCCCAGGCCCUUGCUUCACACCUGACACUAAGUUUUAAGUGAUGGAUCAUUUGUAGUCACGGCUGCUUAAUUCCUCCUGUCAUGAGUUCCUUAACAACUCUGGGACUGAAUGCAAUUUGUCCUUGAGACAUAAAUCAUACUGGUUCCAUCCUGCUUAAGGGUGGUGAAGGGGGAGGGGACACCGCACUAAAGCAAUAUGUUCCAGUAUACACCAGUCAAACUGAGUCACCUGUGUGUUUUUGUGAUUAAUUAGAAGGAAACUCACUCACAUUAGGGCAAGGCUGGCCUAGGUUUGGUGAUUAUUGAUUGUUUCCACCUCUGUAGUCACUGCAAAUAAGAUUUUGGGGAAGGGGUGGGGUUAGUUAGCAAUGAAUACAAUAAGGUGAUGGCUUGAUUGCAAGCAUGCAUCACUAAAUCAGCUGUUAUUUCCUUCGUCUUUUCCAGGUAAUAUAUAAAUUAGUGCUUAUAGUAAGGGAGCUGUUGAAAGAAUAUAAAGAUUGGGAUCUUUGUAUUGAGUCAUUUAAAACCUUGCAUAGUGUCUAUGAGAGGGAAUUAAUAUUGAGCUAUAUUUUUGUUUUAGCCCCAUCACUGGGUUUACUGUAGCUCGCUCAUUGAACUAAAGAAGUAGAUGCACACAAAGUUUCUCACUACAGUGCACCACAGACGUAAGUUAACAUAUGCAGCUACAAAGGAAUACAUCCACUUCAGAUAUACAGAAAAAGUUUAUUUUUUUCACUGUUAGUUUUCACAUCUUUUGUAUAUUUAUUGACCUUAUAUCAAAUCUCUCAUGUGAGAAUUUAGCUAAUUUUGACUUAAAGGUUGUUGAGGAUAAAAUAUAUAUAUAUAUAUAUAUAUUUAGUCAUGUUUGUUUCCUAGUGUUCCUUCUACUGAUGUUUCUCUAACACGUAUAGCAAACAUUUUCAACGUACUACCUGGCAGGUUUGAUUUACUGGAAAAAGUGCCUUAGUACAGCAACCAGAUUGCAGUUGUUAUUUCCUAAAAAUAGCUAGAGAGCUUAACCAGUUUAGAAGUGUUUACCAUGGAAAAUUAUUUGUAACAUUGCUGACUCAAGGGUCACCUUAAGCAUUAAAUAAUGAUCCGUGGAUUUAAAUUGUUUAUACUUCAAAUUAAGUUAUCUGAAUGGAAAAAAAAAAUGAUUUAAUGAGUCUGCAUUCCAGCUUUGUAGUAUAAUUACAUUUUUCAAAAACUUAAAAUACAAACAUGAAAAACCAAAUGUUUUAGAAAGGUGAGUCCUGUUUACAAUUAACCUACAAUUUGGACAACAGUAAUUUUGAACUCUCAGCUCCAAGUAUCCAUCAGGUUCAGGAAUCAAGUUCAUUUAUCAGUCUCUCAUACCAUAGCCUGAUUUGUGUUUAUGAAAAACACUCUUCAAGAAGCUCCUCAAAUUUAAGCCUGAGACGAGAUUACUGUAAGCAUUCACCUUCUGUAUUUUUUUCAUCGUACACUGAUCAGCAUAGCAGGUGUCUCUAUUGUUUGCUUUUCAACUGGACCAAUAAGGGGCAGUCUUUUAUGUUUAUAAAAUGGCAGGUUUGAAAAGGAAUAUUCCAUUUGUAUGUGAAAGACUUUAAAUACACAUUCUGAAUUACAAAAAAACAAAAACUGAUUAAAAAACCAAAGACAAAGCAUCAUAACCAGACAUUACUAAAACUUUGACCAGUGUAUUGUACACCAUUGUAACUCAUAUACACUAAACUUUCAAGUAGAUUUU
Messenger RNA from Electrophorus electricus (electric eel), 4488 nucleotides. It is a transcript of the gene pde5ab, whose product is annotated as phosphodiesterase 5A, cGMP-specific, b. NCBI's taxonomy places the organism in Eukaryota, Metazoa, Chordata, Actinopteri, Gymnotiformes, Gymnotidae. The record is from RefSeq and is a predicted model, not a curated record. Gene Ontology annotation, biological process: signal transduction. Gene Ontology annotation, molecular function: protein binding; 3',5'-cyclic-nucleotide phosphodiesterase activity.